Molecule: messenger RNA, 684 nt
Organism: Diversispora eburnea
Lineage: Eukaryota; Fungi; Glomeromycota; Glomeromycetes; Diversisporales; Diversisporaceae
Source: the annotation of a GenBank genome assembly
AUGAAAGCAGCAAUAAAAUCGAUAACCAAAGUUUCUCCAAUAACUGGUUUUAAAUUUCCAAAAACAACCAAAAAAUUAGCUACUAUUGACAAACGCAAUAAUGAGAAUAACAAUGAUAUCAAUGCAAAGAAUGUAAAGAUCCCAUCAAUUACAAAUGAUCCUGAUAUUCCCGAAAAUAUAAAGGAAAAAGACACAACAACCUCUGAUUUAACAGAAACAACAGAUGCAACAGAAACAACAGAAAAGACUGCAAUGAAUCAAAUGACAGAAAUGAAUUCGUUCGUGUCAGACUCGAAUAAUAAUACAGAAAUUUUGAUUAUUGAAGAUUCGUUUAUUUCUGCGUCAGAUACUAAAAUAAAUUCUAAAGAUAAAAAAUCAAAAUCAUUUGUGAGUAAUCAACAGAACGACACAAUACUUGAGAUUAUAGAAGAAGAUGCCGAGCUUGACUUUAAUAUAAAAUCGAAGUCUCUUAAAAAGGAAAAAGGAAAAGAAAAAGAUAAUACAGAAGAAAUUCUAGAAGAAUUUCAGUUAGAAAUUGAAGAAAAGAUGAAUUCCGAAAUGCUCAAACCCAAUAAAGUUGAAAAGAAAUAUUUAUUUAUAUCUGCAAGAAUUUGGAUUGGAAUAAUAAGUAUUAUUUCAAUAGUAUCAAUUAUAAUCGGUUUAAUUCUUAUGCCACAUAAUUAA